AUGGCCCUGGCGCAAUGCCGGGCGCUUCACCGAGCGAAUGCGCGAUUGGCAACGCCCAAAGCUUGGCGCUUGCGCGGACGGCGCGGAAACAGUGCAGGAGCUCCUCUCGUCUUGGCCGUGCACGGCGGAGCAUGGUCCAUCCCAGAUGACAAGAAGGACGCGAACCUGUCGGCCUGCCGACGCGCAGCGGCGGAAGGCUACCGACUGCUGAAAGGAGGUGGACGGGCCUUAGACGCUGUUGAACUGGCAGUGCGGAUUCUGGAGGAUGAUCCUUCCUUGAACGCCGGACGAGGUUGUUCCUUGAAUGCUGACGGGAACGCCGAGUUGGACGCGAUGAUCAUGGAGGGCUCUUCGUUGCGAGCUGGUGCUGUGGCAGGGGUGGCGGUGCAACACCCGAUUUCGCUGUCGCGGUUGGUCAUGGAGCGGACCAUGUGA
Messenger RNA from Cladocopium goreaui, 435 nucleotides. NCBI's taxonomy places the organism in Eukaryota, Dinophyceae, Suessiales, Symbiodiniaceae. The record is from the annotation of a GenBank genome assembly.